Molecule: messenger RNA, 1324 nt
Organism: Daphnia pulicaria
Lineage: Eukaryota; Metazoa; Arthropoda; Branchiopoda; Diplostraca; Daphniidae
Product: probable methyltransferase-like protein 15 homolog
Exons: 3
Coding region: 193-1278 (361 amino acids)
Biological process (GO): rRNA base methylation
Molecular function (GO): rRNA (cytosine-N4-)-methyltransferase activity
Source: RefSeq, a predicted model, not a curated record
GGCCCAAAUCCCAGAGUAGCAGUAGCAGACGACUUUCAGUAGUAGUGUUUUUUUUUAUGAUAAAGUUUUGAAUUUUUCGAAGUUAACUCCGGGUUUCCAUUUUCACUUUGAAACAGAUAUCCUAGUCUCCUGCUAGUCUGCUUGAAUAACGUAUAAAUCAGAAGCUAUAAUUUUGAAACGAAUAAGGGAAAAAUGCGCUGCGUUUCCUAUAUUUUUUCGUCCAUCUCUCAUUUCCCAUGCUUUCAUCGCUGGAGCUUCAGAACAACGAGGAAGUAUAGCUCAAACAAUUAUGCAUUUCAUGUUCCAGUCAUGCACAAGGAAGUUCUUGAAAUGUUUCAACCACAACAAAAUCAAAAGUUCCUUGAUUUGACAUUCGGAGCAGGAGGACACACUAGAAAAUUACUAAGUUCAGCCAGAAAUAUUACAGUCUAUACCCUGGAUCGAGAUCCAUUGGCAUAUGAACUUGCCAUCCAAUUAGCAAGUGAAACAACUAAUGGCCAGGUUGUGCCACUGUUAGGAAAAUUCAGUGAUCUGCCACAAUUAUUGUCCGAUCCAGAAACAUGCAACUUCUUGGACGGAAUUCUUGUUGAUUGCGGUUGCUCAUCGAUGCAAUUCGACACAAGAGAAAGAGGAUUUUCUUUGAGUAAAAAUGGACCGUUAGACAUGCGUAUGGAUCAAAAUAGAUUGGAAAACCAGCCUUCAGCUAAAGAUAUUCUUGCUAAUAUUGACGAAGAUAGUCUCGCUCGCGUCUUGAAAGUCUACGGAGAAGAAAAACAGGCCAAAAAAAUUGCAAGAGCUAUUAUUGAAGCGCGAUAUUUAUUCAAAAGUCUCCAAACGACACAUGAAUUGGCGCAACUGAUAGAAAGUACCUGUGGUUUAAGUACCCGAACCGAUAAACUUCAACGACCAAGUCACGUGGCUACCAAAACUUUUCAAGCAUUGAGAAUUCUCGUCAAUGAUGAGCUCAAUGAACUUGAAUUUGCCGUAAGAUAUGCUCAUCGAGCUUUGAAAAUUGGAGGCAAAUUGGUUACAAUCACCUUCCAUUCUUUAGAGGACAGAAUCGUAAAGGAACAUCUCCAUGGAUUCGAUUAUUCUGCAAAAAGUGAAGAGAUAUACAAAAACUAUGGCAGACAACUUGAUCCAUUGCUUCCUUUGGCAGAGAUGGAACGGAAGUGGGAAUCCAUCAACAAACAUGUCCUUGUUCCUUCAGACGAAGAAGUUAAUGGAAAUCCACGCAGCAGGUCCGCAAAACUAAGAGCAGCAAUUAAGAUUCGAUGAGUCGAUAUGUAUUUUCGUUGAAAUAUAUGUAUUUAUAUAUUUUAAA